Impatiens glandulifera is the source of this 957-nucleotide messenger RNA. RefSeq lists its product as uncharacterized. The coding region runs from base 1 to 957 and encodes 318 amino acids. NCBI's taxonomy places the organism in Eukaryota, Viridiplantae, Streptophyta, Magnoliopsida, Ericales, Balsaminaceae. The transcript has a single exon. The record is from RefSeq and is a predicted model, not a curated record.
AUGAAGUGCAAGAAGCACUCAAUCGAUUACAGUAGCAAUAUCGGCGUUUGCGCUACUUGUCUCCGGGAACGGUUAUUCAAUCUCAUCGCCGCUAAGAACAGAGAUGAUCGCGGCGGAGGAUCAGAAUCGCAACCGUCUCCCUUAGUAUUUCCUCGUUCCGUCUCGCCUUACGGAUGUCGACGAAGUUCGAAUGAUAACGAUUUGAUCAUUAAUCAUCGUCAGUUGAAUCACAGCUUAUCCGAUCAACGAUUCUUCUCAACUCCACAGAUAUGGUCGAGUAAUGAUCGCGACGGGAUGAGAAACGAGAUGAAGAAGAAGAAGAAAAGUCGAUUUUCAAUCUUCGCUAGGUUGUUCAGAUCUAAAUCGGAGAAAAUCGGAAUGGAUCCUAGGGUUUCAAUUUCCAAUAAUUCUGGUGAUUCAUCUUCAUCUCCUUCCUGGUUCACUACUAUGCUUUCUUAUAACAAUAAGAAGAAAUCGAAACUAUUCUCCUUCGAUGAAUCAACAUCUCACGGCGGAGGAGGCGUUUCUCGUAAAAGUAAAACAAGUCGUUAUCAUCGAGAUCGAGGAAUGUCACCUGUAAGUGGUCCAGAAAUCGACGAUGAUUGUUGUGAUAGAUCAAGCGGUUACUCAUCUGAAUCGUCUAAUCAUGUAUACAAGAUGACGCCGGUGAAGGCGGCUGAAUCGGUCCGGCGAGGCGGCGGUGGAGGACGUCCGAGUCAUUCGAGAAACUUGUCAGGUUUAACCUUCUGUUUGAGUCCUUUAGUUAGGGCGAGUCCGAGUAGACAGUGGAAUCAGAAAGGAAUGUCAAUGUCGACGACGGAAAUGAUGCACGGCGGCGGCGGCGGCGAUAAUAGACCGCCGGCGGCGAAGCCUUAUCUUUCGACGGCGGCAUCUUUCUGUUCGAAUAGAUCGAGAAAACUUGCUGAUUUUGGAAGGUUGAAUCAUAAAAACCAUUAA